GCAGGACAAACACUGAAAUAUUCAAAAAUAUAACAGCAGCAGCAGCAGCGGUUCCCCCCUUCCAAGGCUUCAGCUGGAAUGAAAACUGCCUUUCAUUGCAAGUUUGCCAUCUCCUCUCCUCUGUUGUGUGAGCUGAUAAUGCACUAUCAGAGCUAGCAGGACUCUAUAUAGAGGGGCUCUCUCUUCCAGCCUCACUAAGUCUGAAACGGUCUGCUCCUUCUGAAUCAUAUGACGCUUCCCCUUGAUUCGCUGGCGUCAGAAGGAGCUCCCAGAGAUUUACUCGAGAAGGACUUUACCCUCCACCUGCAGGACUGCGCCGUCAAGAGUAAUAAACAGGAAUAAGCACACAGCUGGUUGGCACACAAAGGAUCUUGCAUUCCUAAAUCUCCAAGCUUCACAGCUCAGCUACACAGCAUUUCAACACAGAGAAAGAGAGACCCACUGUGGCCAGAUAGGUUCCUGGUUGGUGCCCCAGAGCUGUAGUGAGGAAUGAAUGGUCCAGCAGAUCCCUCAAGCCUACUCCUCAACUCCUCCCUGGAAACUUCAGAACAAUGUGGCAAAGAGACCCAUACAGAGAACAUCCUUUUUGCCACUUUUUAUCUCCUGGAUUUCAUCCUGGCUUUUGUUGGCAAUACCCUGGCUCUUUGGCUCUUCAUCCGGGACCAAAAGUCAGGCACUCCAGCCAAUAUUUUCCUGAUGCAUCUUGCUGUGGCCGACCUGUUUUUUGUGCUGGUUCUCCCCACCCGGCUGGUAUAUCACUUUUCUGGCAAUCACUGGCCUUUUGGCGAGAUCCCAUGCAGACUCAUUGGCUUCCUUUUCUAUCUCAACAUGUAUGCCAGUAUCUACUUCCUUAUGUGCAUCAGUGUUGACCGCUUCCUAGCCAUCGUGCAUCCUGUGAAAUCCAUCAAACUCCGCAGAUCACUCUACGCCCACUUGGCAUGUGCCUUUAUUUGGGUUAUAGUUGCUGUCGCAAUGGCACCUCUGUUGGUCAGCGUGCAGACAGCCGAGAUGAACAACACGACUGUCUGCCUACAGCUCUACAGAGAGAAGGUAUCACGCCAUGCUCUUGUGUCAUUGGCAGUGGCAUUCACCUUUCCAUUUGUUACUACAGUGACCUGCUACUUAUUGAUUAUCCGUAGCCUGAGGAGUGGCAACAGAGUUGAGAAGCAUCUGAAGGAAAAAGCCAUCAAGAUGAUCAUCGUUGUCCUAAUGAUCUUUCUGGUCUGCUUUGUACCCUAUCACAUCAAUCGCUACAUUUACAUUCUCCAUUAUGAUGGCACCAAGACUUCCUGUGAAACCCAGAGAGUCCUGGCACUCAGUAACCGCAUCACUUCCUGCCUCACCAGCCUGAAUGGUGCCCUUGACCCAGUGAUGUAUUUCUUUGUGGCUGAGAAGUUCCAUGAGGCCUUGUGCAGCUUGUUUUGUGGCAAAAGAGCUGCAAUUAUGCCUCCAAGUUAUGAGGGGAAGACAAAUGAGAGCUCACUUAGUGCUAAAUCUGAAUUGUGAGAAAGUGAUCAUAUUUGCUGAAACUUCUGGGCACAACACAGCCAAGAGACUCUCUAGGAGUAAAGGCAAGUGACCCGAAAGACAAAGAUGGUAUUCCCAGAGUCAGUAUCAUUCUUGAAAUAUCAAGGAGGAGAGUUCAGUUAUUCUAUGCAGCUACAACCAGCAAGGGCUCAUCUCUGUCAGCAGACAGAUUCUAAUCUCAGUAAAUCACAAGACACCUGAAUAUGAAUGCAACAGCAGCAGCAUCUGUUGCCCAAUCCUGAAGCUGGGGCCUGAAUAUUUAGGGAUUGAGGAAGGAAACAAGAAUUUAAUCAAACCAUGAUUUCUUCAUCUAAGAGUUUUAUACUCAAGGCUCAUUCAAGCAAAUGUUGGCCACCCUGAGAAACAGAACAACUGGAAUUCAAGGACUAAGAUUCAACGGGUGACUGCUCCCUGCCCAAAACGCACACCCUCCCCUGAAAUCCUAUGUUGUGCCAGCCAGAGAGAUUCAGUCCUGGGGUAUCAGAGGAGAAUAGUAGUGUCUCUAGAUCUAUUGUGAAUGUUUGUAGAGAGUUGGGGAGAUACAGUAUGCAUGUUGAAGAGGGGAAAGGGGAAACCUGUGGCUGGAAUAAUUGGGAGACAUCCUGAUUCUCCAGGGAUGUCAAGUUAUUGUUGCCACAGACCUCUUGUCUAUGCCCAACAUUUGGGCAUGAGCAGUAAACAUAAUGCUAAUAUUUCAACCUGUCCUUGGGUUUGUGGGCCAAGGCCCCAGCAGCUGUCUUCAGUUAUAGGCAGCAUUUUCUGAACUAGUUUUGGGGUGUAGUCUGUUUGAAUUAUCAGUCACCUUAAUAAUCUUAGGCUAAAAUAAAAGGGAAUGGAAAGAAGUUUCAUGAAAAUCAGUAAAGGGAAUAUCUUCCAUUGGUUUAUAAAUGGUGAACCCUAAAACUCUGAAUCCCCGUAAAAAUAUUAGCCAAGAAGAUGAAAAGUAGAUGUGCUGAAAGUGUGAAACCCAGCCUGCUUGGGAAAAGCCUUAAAGCUCUUUAAAGUGUUUUAUAAUUAUUUACAUUCUGUCUCAUGUGUUUUAUUUGGUCUGAAAAACAUUUAAUUUGCUAUAUAGGAUCACUAACCUAGUUUAGCUUAACUACCCUCACUGAUAAAUGCUGCACCCAAUGGAACACAUCUGGGUAUCAAGAUAAGAAGGGGAGGUAGGAGAAAUCCCAUGGUAUAAAAGGAGAAGAGCAGAAGAAUCCACUAGGAACCUUGCUAAGCCAAUCAUAUUUGCCUCUGAAGUGCUUAGAUACGGCAGUGAUGAGCACUAUAGAAAGCCAUAUGAUAGAUCAAUCUUAUUUACAUAUUCUACCCAUGUCAUUGGGAAGGAGCUCUCUACGUCUCCAAGAGUUUAGAUCCUAAAUUAUGAAAUCACACAGCUUUUUAUCUUGGUUAAGUUUCUGGAAUCCUGACUGCUUUCCCAGCUGGUACCCAGCACUGCUCAACGGCACUGGCCAAUCAGAGACACAAGCCAAGAAGCCAAAAGGAAAAUCCAUUAACCGUAAUUUUGGAAGACUAGAGACUGGUGUUACAUGGAGGAUUACUUGAAAGGGAAGUAAUUAUGGGAGGUUCCCUGGAGGACAGGGUGAAGCAAAUAAUCCUCUUUCCUUUUUUCAUGUUGAUCAUGUCAGCAGGUAGGAACAUCAACUCAAUGACUCUCCCAACCCCUGCUGGACAGAGGUAUAACAGUCUGAAGUUAAUCCACUGUGCUUCAGAAUGCAAAACUAUCUGCCAAACUGUCUGUCUCUCUUCUUACUGGGAUGUGCUUUUGUACAAGUUUCCUGUUCUGUUUGUAUUAGUUUUGCCAUUCAUUUUUUUUAAACAAAAAACUUUUUGGACGUGUUUAUGCUUGUUAUACAUAUAUAAAAUAAAUAGUUUCAAA
This is a messenger RNA of Dermochelys coriacea (leatherback sea turtle), 3415 nucleotides long. It is a transcript of the gene GPR17, whose product is annotated as G protein-coupled receptor 17. Gene Ontology annotation, molecular function: G protein-coupled receptor activity. The coding region runs from base 490 to 1506 and encodes 338 amino acids. The record is from RefSeq and is a predicted model, not a curated record. NCBI's taxonomy places the organism in Eukaryota, Metazoa, Chordata, Testudines, Dermochelyidae. Gene Ontology annotation, cellular component: membrane. Gene Ontology annotation, biological process: phospholipase C-activating G protein-coupled receptor signaling pathway; positive regulation of Rho protein signal transduction. The transcript is spliced from 5 exons.